Sus scrofa (pig) is the source of this 1398-nucleotide messenger RNA. RefSeq names its product ciliary microtubule associated protein 1C (gene CIMAP1C). The record is from RefSeq and is a predicted model, not a curated record. Lineage: Eukaryota; Metazoa; Chordata; Mammalia; Artiodactyla; Suidae. Gene Ontology annotation, cellular component: cytoskeleton.
UGGACCCGGGGCCUUGGGCAGAGGACCCAGGGCCAGCUCCUUGCCAGCCACUUAGAUCUCUCAGCAGCAAUCUGCUAUUACUCCCUCUUGGGCCCCAGGCAUGAAACUGCCCAAGGGGGCCAGGAACCCUGUGUUCUAUGGGCAGCACCCAGAGAAGAAGGUGCAGGUGCCCUCGGGGCAGGAGGUAAAGCAGACCCCUGUGGUCCUGGCAACCAUCAAAGGUCCCGGGCCUGCCAAGUACCUCCGGCCGUCCUGCACGGGCUACAUAGACCAUGAUAUCUCCAUGUUCCAGGAGCCGGCCUACACCCUGCACACCCGGCACUCAGAGAAACGGAUUGUGGACGUAUGCAGCCCUGGGCCUUGCUAUUUCUUGGAUCCUAAAGUAACUCGGUUUGGAAUGUCCAGCUGCCCUCAGGUUCCCAUGGCAGAGCGCAUCUCUAACCUGCGCCUGAGCUCCACCCCAGCCUCCUGCCAUUACCACUUGGAGAAGACCCCCCCACCUGGGGAACGCAGGGCUCCCCAGUACACCUUUGGCUCCCGGUGUCGGUACCGAGUGACGGAUCCCAAUCCGGGUCCCAACCAGUACCAGCUGCCACUCCUGCUGGGGCCCAACCUGCCUGCCAACCGAGCUGCUCCUUGCUACAGCUUGGGCCCCUCAGACAAGAACUGGUUCUACAAGGAGAAUGUGGCAGGAGGGCCUGGACCAGCCAUGCACAUCCGACCUGAGCCAUCCAUCUACCAGAAUCGCGGCCCCAUCUACAGCAUGGCCAAGCGCUUUGCCUACCCAGUGGACCACAUGCCUCGGCCGGGACCUGGCUCCCAUGAGGUCCAGCAGGUCACGGUGCACAAGCCCCGCACGCCUGCUUUCAGCAUGGGCGUCAAGCACUCGCCCCACCUGUGCCCGCUGGUCAUCGAUAUUCACGACUGAGCCCCCUCCUGGGGCACCCCCCCCCCACUGUCCCCAGAAGUUAUUUUUCUAUACCAAAUUGAGCAACUUGCCAAGGUUUUUGAGUAGCAGAGCUGGUGCCUGUGGUGACCAGCACAUAGAAAGCAUUAGAUAAAUAUUUUCAUUUAUUUAUUCCUUUGUUUUGCAAACACUCACAGCUGCUUUCUUUGGGCCCUGCCAUGGGACUACCUGGAGGCACUGGAGGAAUCCCAGUCUGGGAGACGUUCUGCUCUGGCUCACCAGGGGAGGCAGCCAUUUGUCCUCCAAGGAGUCCUGGGCAGAGGCUCCGGAGCGCUGAGUUCUCGUCCUACCUCUGCCACUAACGUGCUGUGUGGGCUCGUGCAGCUCCUGAACCUCUCUGGGUCUCCAUGAGAGGGGAGGAUGUCUGAUUUCUCUCUAGUUCCUGAACUCUUCGACUCUGGCCCCUGAGAGGGAUCGGCAUCCAAGAGAGC